Molecule: messenger RNA, 1347 nt
Organism: Saccostrea echinata
Lineage: Eukaryota; Metazoa; Mollusca; Bivalvia; Ostreida; Ostreidae
Exons: 1
Coding region: 11-1297 (428 amino acids)
Source: RefSeq, a predicted model, not a curated record
GGGACUGGAAAUGGAUAAAGACGAACAACUGGCUAUGCAAGAACUUCAUAUAAAAAUAAUACAAUGCAUAGAACCUUCUCAGCUACAGGACUACCUAUUUCAGGAGAAAAUCGUCUCAGAAAAGUACCUUCUUUGUCUGAGAAAGAAAAGUAGAGUGCGUACGGAAAGAUUAAGAGAAUUUAUUUCAGAUUUAAAAAAGCACUGUCCUUUUCGUGUAUUUCUUUUGGCUUUAAGACAAGAAAAUGCAUAUUCUUUUCUUGCUAAAGAAUUAGAAGGAAAACUUGAUGAAAUUAAAAGGCACAAAAGAAAAGGUAAAUCCUCCGGCGAAAUUCCUUGGUAUGAGAAAGCCUACUGUCCAAUAAGACGAAUUCAAGUUUUCAAUGAAAAUAGGGAAGAAAUGGUUGCAAAACGGCAUUUCUUAAAACGGUUAUUAUUGAAUUCGGAAAGGAAUGAGUUUGACAAACAACGCCAUGCUUUAAAGGAACACUGGUUGAGAUUAUCGAAAGAUUCUGCCAGCAACGAAGAAAAUUCUGUCAGGAAUGAAGAAAAGCUAAAAGUUGCAGAUUUGUACUUCAUUUCUUUGGAUGCUGAAAUUGAAUACAGACGUGUGGAAUACGACAAAACAUUAUUUGGAGAUAAAGUCUUAAUAGAUAUGAAAAGCAUAAUUGACAAAACAUCUAACCCAAAAGUUAGUUUGAUGUUAUAUCUUGGUAGGUUGGCUUCUGCAAUGGUGAUGUCUGAUAACAGGCUUCUUGAAGACGGUUUAAAAGCUGUUCAAGAAGCAGCAGAAAAUGGGGAGCGUAUAGAACCCUGCAGAGAAACCGGAAUAGUGUUACUAAUAUAUUACAAUCUCUUAAGUCAGCAAUAUGAAUUGACCUUCAAUCAGGUCCUGAGAGAAAACCUAAUUAAAAUGGCUAAAGAAUCGUUGGAUCACUUUGCACAAGAAAGAGACGAUGUUUAUUUUGAUUUUCGUCGAAUAGUCCUACUAAAGACGUCUUUUAUUUAUUUAAGCAUUGGUUUAUUUUGUGAUAUUCUUCCGGUUUCUGUGAGUACGUCUCAAUUAACACAUGCUAAAUCAUGCCUAGACUAUGCUCUUCGUGACUGGAGUAGAAUGGAAGUGAGGUGGAAAAUGAUUUAUCAUUUUGCCCAUGCGCGGAUUCACCAAAUAGAACAAAGAUGGGACCUGGCCCUUGUUAGUGUGAAAGAGUCAUACAGGCAAUGUACGAAAGGUAAAUUCAGUCACGAAGAACGGAACAUUUUGAAAUUUCUUCAAUAUAUAAAGAAAAGAAAUGGGUGAAAUAAUUUUAGAAAUAUAUUGAAAGAAUUUUAAUAGUGCAUGCCAAUAAU